CUUACAAAUGUCAGCACACAAUCCACACGGAUUUGACGAUUUAUUCAAUUAAUUGAUAUAAUUCACAAUGGACGGUCGUGCAACAAGAGUGAAUGUGCGCUACAUGUGGAUAGCAUCACGGCUCCAUUCAAAGACCACCUGAUGUACUAAAAAAGGAGGGGAAACCACGAGAACCGUAGUCGGUCGGUCGCAUCCCUGACGGCUCCUCUAGGCGUGAAGAUGGCGGCUCCAGCACCGAGCAGCCGCACCGGAUCCGUUAGCAGUAGUCUGGGAAACAGUCCGACCGCGACACCGGGACCGGGCGGCUUAAACAACGGCCACAAGCUGUGGUGCUGCCAUGAGCUGGAUUUCAGGUCCGGGGUGAAGAUAGAGGAGCUCAACAGACUCAUCCAUGAAUUCAGUAAACAAGACCAGCGAGAGUACGAUGACCAGAGGGCGCUGGAAAUACACACUGCCAAGGAUUUCAUCUUCUCUAUGCUUGGCAUGGUGCAAAAACUGGACCAAAAGUUGCCUGUUGCAAACGAGUACCUACUGCUGUCCGGUGGAGUUCGAGAAGGUGUUGUGGACAUGGAUGUCGAUGAGCUUGGCGUUUACAACCGAGGCUCGGACUACGACAUGGCUUUCACACUGCUGGUUCCUGCACUGAAGCUCCACGACCGGAACCAGCCUGUCACGCUGGACAUGCGCCACUCAGCACUCGGGCACUCUUGGCUCAGCUUGCGACUUUUUGACGAGGGAACGAUCAACCGUUGGCGGGACUGCUGCACCCUCACUGACCAUUUGAACGGUACCACCAACUACUUCUUCUCACCGACAAUGGUUGCUGAUUGGUUCCAAGAAGCUGUGGGACUGGUGCUGGCUGAAUUACAGCGCAAGCCACAAAGGGGUACCCCAAGGGUGGAAAGAGUUGAGCGUCACAGCACGCUGCUGUCCAUGGUUUUAGGAGUAGGCAGCAGUCGCAUGCUUUAUGACAUCGUUCCUGUGGUGUCGUUUAAAGGCUGGCCUGCGGUGGCUCAAAGCUGGUUGAUGGAGAACCACUUUUGGGAUGGCAAAAUAACAGAGGAGGAGGUCAUCAGUGGGUUUUAUCUUCUCCCUGCAUCCUCGGCAUCAGGUUGUCGGGAAAACGAGUGGCGUCUUUCUUUUGCCCGGAGCGAGGUGCAGUUGAAAAAAUGCAUCUCACCAGGGCUCAUGCAAGCUUACCAGGCAUGCAAGGCUAUUGUUGUAAAACUGCUAGCCCAACCUACAGCGAUCAGUCCUUAUUACUUGCGCAGCAUGAUGUUGUGGGCGUGCGACCGACUACCUGCAACCUACUUGUCGCAGGACGACUAUGCUGCAUACUUCCUCCUAGGUCUUAUCGAUGACCUGCAGCAUUGCCUUGUCAACAAAGCCUGUCCAAACUAUUUCAUCCCACAGUGCAACAUGUUGGAGCAUCUGUGCGACGAGACAGCCAUGUUUCAUGCUCGUAAGCUAGCGCUGGUACGGUCGGAUCCGGCCGAGCACCUGCGCUCCAUCAUCGAACAGGCCAAGGCGUCCAACAGACUGACGCAGGAGAUGCAGCGCUGCGGGAGCUCCUCGGGACUGCCCUCUCCGCUGGCAGAUUCCUCUUUGGCAGAUCAUCAGCAGCCAGAUGACCGGCUGGCCAAGAAGCUACAGCAGUUGGUGACUGAGAAUCCAGGCAAGUCCAUCUCCGUGUUCAUCAACCCUGAUGACGUCACUCGACCUCACUUCCGCAUUGAUGACAAGUUUUUCUGAAAACUAAGGUCUGUUUAUCUGUUAUAGUUGAUGUGGGACACUUCCCUGAAGUUGAAGCUGUGUCUCUCCAUCUGAAUACAUCAGACCAGAGAGCAUCUUCUGGAAGAAAUGAACUGCCAUGGUUGUAAAGUCCGCAUGAUGCGGAAGCUGACUUUUAUUUCAAUAUGAUGACGUACUUCUUACUGAAAUGGAAUAUUGAGUAGGGUGCAAGGAUUUCUCUUUGUGCUUCAUUCCCUCAUAGCAAACUAACUGUAAGAGGGGCUGUGGUUAAGAAUAUUGUGAGCGGACUUUGUCAAACUGACAUCAACAGAAGUAUCGCCACUAAAACGCAGAAGCAAAUGGUCAGACUUUGAUUGAAGGAUACCAAAAUAAACAUUCGUUUUUUUAAUGGAUUAAGUUGCACUGAUUAAUUGUUUACCUAAACAUUAACAAUGUGCGCUAGCAAAAUAAACAUUGUACGUUUGGAUUUCACAUGCACUAUAAGAUUGGCCUUACUGAGUGGAAUAUCACACCCAGAGUGUGAAGUUCAAAGUAUCGUGGAUUUCAUAUCAUCAUAGUACAUCUGAGAUGAAGAGCUGUUUAAGAAAAGCAUAUUCUAGGCAAUGGUUUAAAUAGUGCUGUAUAUGAAAACUAGGCUUGGGUACUGAAACCCAGUGCCAUACCUAUGUAACCGGUAUGCACCGGACUGAAUCAAUAUAAAUUUCGGUGCCUAAUUUCGGUGCCACUGGUGCUGCGACAAGGACCUAAGAAGCAUCAAGGUAUACAUCCAAAGGCACACAUAGGUACACAUUGUGUCACACCAUCUCUAAACAUUUAAUUCUAAACAACUUUGAAGGAUACGGACACCGUCUGCAAUGUUAGGCGCUUAUUCUUGUUGGGGAUUGCAUGCAGGCAACGUGUUCAGUACAGCGCAUCCGGUGAGCGCCUCCCUUCAGAUUCAUCAACACGUUCAUCAAAUUUGCUUAAACUUAAGGCUGAUUUAUACUUCUGCGUCAAGCACACGCAUAUACUGUGUGGAUGCAGAGCCCUCGUCAUGGCCGUUGCCGAAGCUUACACGCACCUCUCAAAAAUUUAACUACAUGUCGCAAUGACACGUAGCGCAAGCACUGUCAUUCGGCUUGGUAGCAGUGACAAGUGUGGGCGGGACUGAGAGCCGCGCCAACCUGUUGGAGCGAGUGUCACAUCCAGUGAAGGAGGUCCAGAUGGAAAGUUUUGUUUUGUGUUUACAACCUUAUGAUUAAAGUUGUUGCAUGUCCGCUGGUUCCUGCCUCAAAUGAGCGAGUUUGAGCUACUUCUACAUUAAGGUAGCAUUCAGAAAAAACAAAACACCAGCGAAGAAACUCGACACAGAGGAACAUAAAAACCUGCUGCCAGCUAGUGUUUCGGAAGUGUUAUUGCAGAGCAACACAAAUAGUGUGCAGAGUAUAAAUGCAUGGCAACGUGCAAGGCAUGCACUGUGGGUCAUGCGAUCACUCGACACUGAAAUAUAAACCAGGCUUAAGCGUUCUACUGUAUGGCUAUAUGAAACAUUUAAGGGCACAGGGAAUCUACUUAAAGGCAGAGGAAUGCACUAUGACAACUUGCAACCAUCUGCCACUUUCACUGACCAUGUUUACAUGGACACCAAUACUCAGAUUUUAAUAGGAUUAAGUCAAUACUCUGAUUAAGCGUCUACCACAGGGGUCACCAAUCUCUGUCCUGGAGGGCCGGUGUCCCUGCAGGGUUUAACUCCAACUUGCCUCAACACGCCUGCCUGGAUGUUUCAAGUAUCCCUAGUAAGACCUUGAUUAGCUUGUUCAGGUGUGUUUGAUUAGGGUUGGAGCUAAAAUCUGCAGGACACCGGCCCUCUAGGAACAGGUUUGGUGACCCCUGGUCUACCAUGUCAACAGCGAUAUUUAAUUACCUUAAAGCAGGGGUGUCUAAACUCGGUCCUGGAGGGUCAUUGUCCUGCAAAGUUUAGUUCCAAUCAGACACACCUGGGCUAGCUAAUCAAGCACAUACUAGGCCUUCUAGAAACAUGCUUGCAGGUGAGUUGAGGCAAGUUGGAGCUAAAAUCUGAAGGACACCAGCCCUUCAUAUUGGACACCUCUGCCUUGACGGACCAGAGACAGCCGCGUCAUGAAAUGUGGAGGUUUUUUCUUUCCAUUCGAUGUGCGGUAUGAAAUUUGAUUAAAACAAGACUCUUCCAUUAGUGCUUACUUUAUAUUUUCAUCCAAUACCUGUCACGGGGGAUAAACAAUAUGCUGCUGAAUGAAAGUGAAACUGCCGAUUUGCAAAUAAAGUCAACAAAUAAAAAAUGAAACACCCGAAAUUACUCGAAACUUGGAUACGUGGAUGACGCAAUGACGUUAAUCGAAUUAUGUGCUAUAACAUGUAAAUCAUGAAAGGAACAUUCAAAAAGCAACUCAUGUAAACACCUUAAUCAU
Messenger RNA from Danio aesculapii, 4178 nucleotides. It is a transcript of the gene mb21d2, whose product is annotated as Mab-21 domain containing 2. The transcript has 2 exons. Lineage: Eukaryota; Metazoa; Chordata; Actinopteri; Cypriniformes; Danionidae. The record is from RefSeq and is a predicted model, not a curated record. Bases 220 to 1752 code for a protein of 510 amino acids.